Leishmania major strain Friedlin is the source of this 3378-nucleotide messenger RNA. RefSeq lists its product as hypothetical. Bases 1 to 3378 code for a protein of 1125 amino acids. NCBI's taxonomy places the organism in Eukaryota, Euglenozoa, Kinetoplastea, Trypanosomatida, Trypanosomatidae. The record is from RefSeq and is a predicted model, not a curated record. The transcript has a single exon.
AUGCGCGGAGGGGCACGACAUGCAGCCGCCGUCACUGCCGCGUUGCCGUGCUCGCAGUCCGCAAGUCAUUCCAUGGUCAGCUCGCCUCACUCAGCGACCGUGACGACCUCGGGCGGUGUGUUUGGAGGCAACUCACCGGCAACUGCAUCCCCCUCAUCUGGAUGCCGACAGCAGCGGCUAUCGCGCGGUAGUCUCAGUGAGGCUUGUCCUUCACCAACGCCCUCCGUGUCCUACACAUCACAACAGCAGCAGCAGCGGUCGCAAAGGCAGAUGAAGAAGGGCCGCCAUCAUCACCGCGUCGGUGGCGGUCGAAGAGAAGCGCAGCGAAGACGACUUCCCGCCUCAAGUGCGUCCGACGCAGCGAUGUCGAAGCCAAAGGUGCCACCUCCUUCUUUUCCUGGGCGUCGCAGCAGCAGCAGCGGAAGCAGCGGCGGCGAUGACAUCGCCGCAGGAAUGUGCACAGUCGAGGAUAUAGUAAAGAGCGCAGUCGACCCACAAGCGCAGUUCACCAUGUCAUCCAAUGCAAGUCACACCACCACCAUCACCACUGACGAUGACGACGGCAAUGAACCGGACUCUUCGUGCUCGCCUCUGCCGCGCCAGCAGCAGCAACAGCAACGGCCGCCUGAUCAGAGUAGACGCACGAAGGGCAACCGAGACUCCAAGCCGCGCAUAGCACGAGGCUGGGCGAACACGCGACGGUGGGAAAACCUACCGCAGAAGCAGCGGAAGCAGCGCAGGCAUCUGCAGUCACGACAGGAUCGUCACCGCAUAGCUGCGAAAAGUAGCGAGGCCUCUGUCGAGGCCGGUGCCACCGCGCACAACGUAGCCAACGAAGAGGACGCAGUAGCUGGCAACAUGCAAGGAUCCGCUGCAGCACCGGAGGAGGAAGAGGUGACGGUCUCGUGUAAACCGCGCAACGGCAGGGGCUUUGCUUCUCCACCAGCGACAACGGCAGGGGCAGCGGCCGAAGAGACCCUGGAAAACGAGGAGCUUCUGCCUGCUGCUGCCACUCGACAAGUACCAGGCCGAUCCGCAAAGAACGCGAUGGCGACGCCAUCACGGCGGCCUGCAGUCACGGAGGGCGGCGGCCGCUCUCGACACCGUCGCCGCCUCAGCCCAGCGCACCCUGUUGCGUCGUCGCCAGCGGUGUCUCGAGAUAGCUCCAUCAACGAUGCGGUCGGCGACGCCGCUGUUGAUGAAGAGACGCAGCCCCUGCCAAGGUUGUCGCACGCAGGGCAUGACGGCAAAACAGCGGUGCCAGCAGGCGGACCGCGUCGACCGCUGCGCGCGGGGAACAAGGAGUCCCGUAGGCAAAAGCAGAUGUCGACCGCCGUGCCGCAGCCACAAUCGGGACCCGGUGUCGCGACCGGAAUGGCCCCGGUCACCGCCGUCGCCGCCUUCAGCACACGCCCGCCCCCGCUCCUCUGCGUGCCGCAGGACCCCAUCAUCGUGGCUCGACAGGUGUGUCACACUACACACACGGUCGUCGCCGAGUCCGCACUUCCUGACCCACCACCGACAGUGAUGCGGCUCGCCGCAUUCUCCUCGGCGAAGGGGUCGAUCACGGAUCCGUGUGUGGUCGCAGCGGUGCUUCCCAUGGCGGCAGGUGCGGCAGCCCAUGCUGUCGGCCCUGCUGUGCCGCACGGCGGCCGGGUGAAGGGCACGGCGGCCCCAUCUACAGCUGGUCCUCCAACGGUGGUGUCGUCCCGUUCGAUGCCGCCGCCGCCGUCUGAGGAGGAUCAGCAGCUCAGCCGUCGCGGUUUGCGCUUUGGUGCUGCCCCGUUCUACCCUGCGGCCACCGUCAGCCUCAUCCUCGCCAUGGCCCCCGACGCAGACUCCAACGGCGGUGACGCGUCACUCCCAUCGCUCGCAGCCGCCGUACCCAGCCCACAGUCGUUGCUGGGGAGCUACAGCAUGUCGCCGGCACGGUCCCCGCCGCUAGUGCACCAGACUUCCUCGCCGCUGGGGGACAGCAGGCAGAACCACAGUCGAAGCAGUACCGGGGGCCCCAUGAGCAGACAGAGCACCUUUGUGGCAGAGUUGGCGGCGGCAACAGAUACGCCAUGGACGUCCACUGUUAUCGCCCCGUCUCACGCGUCGCCGCCAUCAUCGAUAGGGCGGGAUGACACGGACGGGGACGGCCCCAGCAGCGGCACACCUUCUGUGCCGGUCAAAUCGCCGGCGCAUGGAGCUGCCACCGCGGCGAGUUACAGCAGCAACACAGAGAUGCAGAACGUCGUGGGGGAUCGGCCUUCCAUGCGGCGCAGUGCACUGAUGGUGACAAACACAGCCACGGGUGCGUGCGUGUCCCCGGCGACCGUGACCACGCCGUCCGGCUCGCCGACCGCACUGUGGAGCGGCAGCGGCGGUAACGGACCGCCGAUGCGAACGAGUGGGCACACCAGUGGCGCCAGCUCUAUCACCGCCCCUGCCGCCACCACUUCCCCCGGUGGCGCUGGUCAUCACUCCGCCACUCAUUCGGGCAGCACACCCCAGGGCGUCGUUGUACGGGAGUUCCCUCAGGCUCCGUACCCAGUCGUGAACCGAACUACAGAGCUUCAUCAAUCACAGCAGCAGCACUCCAUGCGCAGCCCGCGGUUGAUGAGUGAGAGCGACCUGGACUGCGUCCAGCACAAUCGUGUGCCAGUGUCCGACGUCGUCGCCAAGGACGAGGGCACCCUCGUCGACACCCUCUUUGCCGACGUCAACAUGAUCGAAGACGACGAGAGUGAGGUAGACGGCGAUGAUCUGCUGAGCAGCCGUGGUGGGGGUGAACGCUGGACCAUGCAGCCUGCGCCGUCUCCCGUAGCUUCCAGUAACGGCUCGCCGCUUGUUGCCUCGUCGCCUGUUGUCCGCACGCCGCACUCGAUGAACCAGCAGCUGCAACACCGCUCCGGGUCCUUUUCGGCCGGAGUACGGAUGCUCGGCAAGGAGGCCGGCGGGCAGGUCUUUGGUGGGGGGUACUGGUAUCCCUCCGGUCUUUGGGCCAGCACGGACGCGACUGGUCGAGGUAGCGGCAGCGGCGGUACCGGCACAGGGUCGUACCGCGGUGGCGGCGGCGAUGUCAAGACCACUCUUGCCGCCGCCGUUACCGCAAGCAUCGGCAGUGGCAGCGGUGCGGCGGCGUGGCGUGGGUUGUCCACCCCACCGCACCGGCAUCGGGGCUUCUCUGCGAGCUGCGCCAGUGUUGCGUCCACCAUGUCGCUCAUCGACCCGAAGCAGCCGCAGGCGGAGGGCGCCGCGUACGACAUGAUGGGCGAGGAUGAUGAGUGGGAAAUGAACAGCAGUGCCUACGCCGACAGCCUCGACGAGGCGCAGAUCCAGUGGAUCGAGGAGCAGCUUAGGGCGACGGAGAACCCGGCAGGGUACUUCUAA